This is a messenger RNA of Protomyces lactucae-debilis, 2459 nucleotides long. RefSeq names its product protein transport protein SEC23. The coding region runs from base 67 to 2388 and encodes 773 amino acids. Lineage: Eukaryota; Fungi; Ascomycota; Taphrinomycetes; Taphrinales; Protomycetaceae. Gene Ontology annotation, biological process: COPII-coated vesicle cargo loading; intracellular protein transport; COPII-coated vesicle budding. Gene Ontology annotation, molecular function: zinc ion binding; GTPase activator activity. The transcript has a single exon. Gene Ontology annotation, cellular component: COPII vesicle coat; endoplasmic reticulum exit site. The record is from RefSeq and is a predicted model, not a curated record.
ACGUGCCGGCCAGCGAGCGACGUGUACACAAGCAACCACACCGACACCACAGACUCCAUUGCAGCCAUGGCCGUUGCCCAGCAGCCUCUCCUGGGCCCGCAGUUCUUCGAAGAGGCAGAAGAGCAAGACGGCAUACGCUUCUCCUGGAAUGCCUUCCCCAGUACACGUGUAGAGGCUUCACGCACCGUCGUCCCUAUUGGUGCCAUCUACACGCCGCUCUUCAACAAAGCAGAGCCUACAGCUCUCGAGUAUGAGCCUGUUGCAUGCAAAUCACCCUGCCGGGCAGUGCUCAACCCAUUUUGUCAGGUGGAUAUGCGCGGCAAGCUCUGGAUCUGUCCAUUUUGUCUGACGCGCAACAACCUUCCGCCUGGAUACCAGCAAAUCACGCCGCAAUCGUUGCCGCCAGAGUUGAUGCCAGCAUUCAGUACGGUGGAGUAUACCCUUGCACGACCGGCUCAAGUGCCACCCAUUUUCUUGUUUGUUGUGGAUUUGUGCCAGGAAGAGGACAACCUGCUUGCCCUGCGCGAUGCCGUCCAGACAUCCCUCUCUCUUAUCCCAGAGACAUCGCUUGUUGGUCUCAUCACCUAUGGUACCAUGACGCAAAUCCACGAAAUUGGCUAUGCCGAAUGCAGCAAAUCGUACGUGUUUCGCGGCAACAAGGAGUACAGCGCCAAGCAAGUCUCGGAGAUGCUCUCGCUCGGUGGUCGUGCACCCACCUCCACGGCUCAGCCUCAAGGUGCGCGUCAAGGACCUCCACCAGCGUCCAUGUCUGCUGCAGCACGAUUCUUGUUGCCAGUCUCGCAGUGUGAGUUGCAAUUCAGCAAUAUCCUCGAUCAGCUACAGCGUGACCCAUGGCCCGUUGCCAAUGAUAAGCGUCCACAGCGAUGCACAGGUGUAGCCUUGUCGGUGGCUGUGGGCAUUAUGGAGAAUAGUUUUGCACAGGCAGGUGGACGCAUCAUGCUCUUUGCCGCUGGUCCAGCAACAGAAGGUCCCGGUAUGGUCAUUUCUACAGAACUCAAGGAACCCAUUCGCUCGCACCAUGACAUUGACCGUGACAACAUCAAGUACUAUAAGCGGGCAUCCAAAUUCUACGAGGCGCUCGCCAAACGAGCAGCCACGAACGGGCACAUCAUUGACAUCUUUGCAGGGUGUUUGGAUCAAAUCGGUAUGCUCGAGAUGAAGUCCCUUGCGAAUGCGACAGGCGGCCACAUGAUUCUGUCAGAUGCAUUCAACUCGACCAUCUUCAAGCAGUCUUUCCAACGGGUCUUUAACCAAAACGAGGAUGGCUCUUUGGAGAUGGCCUUCAAUGCUUCUCUUGAAGUCAUGACAACCAAGGAACUCAAAAUAUCCGGCCUGGUGGGUCAUGCCAUUUCCAACAACAAAAAGUCCAGCUUUGUUGGCGAGACUGAAAUUGGUAUUGGUGGAACGAGCAGCUGGAAGUUGUGUGGCCUCACGCCAAAGACUGCUGUUGGCUGUUACUUUGAAGUGGUGGCUGCACCAGGACAAGCUGGUCAAGGACAGGCGCUUGUGCAAUUUGUCACGCAAUAUCAACACUCCUCUGGCCUCAUGAAGUUGCGCGUCACAACUGUGCAACGACCCUUGGUUGAUGGCAGCUCGCCCAUGAUUGCGCAAGGAUUUGAUCAAGAAGCUUCAGCUGUCAUCAUGGCUCGCAUUGCAGUCUACAAAGCAGAAGUAGACGACGGACCAGACGUUCUUCGAUGGACAGACAGGAUGCUUAUUCGGUUGUGUCAAAAGUUUGCCGACUACCGCAAGGACGACCCAAACUCUUUCAGGCUUGCACAAAACUUUAGCCUCUACCCACAAUUCAUGUUCCAUUUGCGUCGGUCGCAAUUCUUACAAGUCUUCAACAACUCGCCAGAUGAGACGGCCUUCUACCGGCAUGUCCUCAACCACGAAGAUGUCAACAAUUCGUUGAUUAUGAUUCAGCCGACGCUGUCCUCGUUUGCUAUUGACGAAGCGGAAGCACAGCCAGUACUACUUGACUCUGUGAGCAUCAAGCCCGAUGUCAUCUUGUUGCUCGACACCUUCUUCCACGUUCUCAUCUGGCACGGCGAGCAAAUUGCUGCUUGGCGGAAAGCUGGGUACCACAAGCAAGAGGACUAUGCCAAUUUCGCCGAGCUCCUCAAUGCGCCCAGUCACGAGAUUAGCGAGCUCUUGAGCGACCGUUUCCCGAUUCCGCGCUACAUUGUCUGUGAUCAAGGUGGCAGUCAAGCGCGGUUCCUCCUAAGUCGAAUCAACCCUUCCACCACGCAUUCAGGCGGCGGCUAUGGUGGUGCGCCGAAUGCACAGGCUGUGUUUACGGAUGAUGUGUCGUUGCAGACGUUCAUGGAGCAUCUCAAGAAACUUGCCGUGUCUCAGUCCUCGUAGUUGCAUAGACUAGCUCUCUGUCGCCAAGUCUUCUGUUCCUGAAUAUUUCCUCGUCGGCGCAAAACUGACGC